AUGCCCAUCAACGUCACGACGUGGGGCAUCAACUUCCUACCAUUGAGCAUUCCAUAUCUCCCAAUGGCGCACCUCACACGAGAAGAAAUACUCAAGUCUGGGGAAGUCGCUCCCGAAUACAGAAAGGCUUUUGAAGCGCGUCCGUUGGAUAUUGCGAGAGCAGACUUCUUCGAGUCGCGUUCCGCACGAGCCGAACAUCUUCAGAAGCUGCGCCAUUUAUACCCCAUUCCUGGUCCCAUUCCCGAUGUCGUUAAAGAGACUAUGCACACGGUGCCGAUGCGUGAUGGUGCGACCAUCAAUGUGCGUGUCUAUCAACCCGUUGCCGGACCGCCAGAGGGUGGGAGUCCACUGAUUAUGAUGUUUCAUGAGGGAGGCUGGAGUAUGGGCGAUCUCACGGAUGAAGAUAUGAAUUGCCGGAUGUUUACGAGGGAUUUGGGUGCCGUUUGUGUGAAUGUUGAAUACCGUCUCGCACCUGAACACAAAUUCCCCGUUGGCGUGAACGACUGCUGGGACGCGCUCAAAUGGGCCAUUGCCCAUAGUUCCCAACUCCAGGCCACACCAUCGCGCGGCCUCCUCGUCGGCGGCGCCUCAGCCGGUGGCCAGCUCGCCGCCGUCCUCGCCCUGCAAUCCCGCGACGAGAAACUAGAACCGCCCAUCACAGGUCAAUAUCUCUGCGUACCGGCAAUCCUCCCGGACACCAAUGUGCCCGCCGAAGUCGCACAUUUAUACCAGUCCCGCUCUACCAGCACAAACGAUCCCGUACUCAAGGGCCUGCCCCCUGGCGCAAUCGAGGCAGUCUACGGCCCGGAGCAGUUCUCGCCGUUGUGGGAUCCGUAUAACCACCCGCAAGGGCACAAGAAUGUAGCAAAAGCGUUUUUCCAGGUCGGUGGCCUGGAUCCGCUGCGCGAUGAGGCGGUGCUGUAUGACCGCAAGUUAAGGGAGAGUGGAGUAUUGACGAGAUUUGCCCUAUAUGACGGCUAUGGUCAUAUGUUUUGGACUAAUUAUCCCGAGUUGGAGCAGAGUAAGAGGUUUGUUGAGGAUACGUUGAUGGGAGUUAGGUGGUUGCUUGAGAGGCCGUCAAGAAUGAUGGUGUUGGACAUCACUGUACGCUCAGUCACGGAACUGAAAUGUGGAGCCAGUUGCCCCGCCGCGUCCACUUUCCCCAAACACCAACUUCCCCUCCGGCGACCGCCUCACAGCCGCCAACCUCAUCCUCGUCCCACCGGCUACUGCAACGGCGCCGCAGAGCGGUAUCUGCCGCAGCCGGCGGAACCGGUGGCAGUGGCGAAAUAG
Plenodomus lingam JN3 is the source of this 1293-nucleotide messenger RNA. RefSeq lists its product as uncharacterized. NCBI's taxonomy places the organism in Eukaryota, Fungi, Ascomycota, Dothideomycetes, Pleosporales, Leptosphaeriaceae. The record is from RefSeq and is a predicted model, not a curated record. Gene Ontology annotation, molecular function: hydrolase activity.